Molecule: messenger RNA, 2559 nt
Organism: Didymodactylos carnosus
Lineage: Eukaryota; Metazoa; Rotifera; Eurotatoria; Philodinida; Philodinidae
Source: the annotation of a GenBank genome assembly
AUGUUUCGGAACGGUCCACCUGGUCCGAGAAAAAAAUCGAACGGUUCGGCUCGAGUGUCUCUAUUAUCAAACAUAAUGUCUACACACCAGUUUUUAACAAUACCACCUAAAAAAGCGUUUGAUGUUAAUAUAUCAACACCAAUUAAAAAUUUUAUAAAAGCUACAUUUGGUGAUAAAGAAGAUUAUUCGUCAUCAGCCGAUGGUUUAAAUUCGUUACGUGCCGACUCAUUAUUAAGAACAAAUUACAAAGAUGAAUCUGGAAAACUACUUCGGUAUUAUGAUCAAAUAACAGCAAUUGAACAUAAAUUACCCAUAACAGAAAAUCAAAUACGUAUUUAUUUCAAAUGGCAAGAUGCAUUCGUGAGUGGCGGCGGUCUAUUUGGUGGGAAACAAAAAACAUCAGGUAGUUGGAAAUUAGCAUUUGAAAAAGCCUGUGUUCUGUUCAAUAUUGGUCAUGCUUACAGUGAAAUGGCAUCAGCACAAAGUUUAUCAAUGGACGAAGGAAUGAGAACAGCUAUGAGAUCUUGUCAGUCGGCAGCUGGAAUCUAUUCCUAUUUGAAAGAUUAUGUUAAUGCAAAUUCACUAUCGGAUAGUUCAAUUGAUUUUGAACCAGCUGUCUUGGCUAGUCUAUCGUGGUUAAUGUUAGCACAAGCAGCAGAAUUAAUCUAUCUGAAAGCAUCCAGUUCUCAAAGAGAUGAAACUACCGCCAAAGUUGCUAUGCAUGCUGCUGAUUGUUACAAAGAAGCAUAUACAUCAGCUAAAACUGACAGUGCAAAAAAAAUCAUUCCAGAAAGUUAUGUUAAUGUAGUGGCGGUCAAAAAUUUAUUAUUUUUAUCGAAAGUCGAAUUACAUGCUGCAAAACAAGCCCAAGCAGAUAAAAAAUAUGGUUUACAAAUAGCAAGACUUGAGAAGGCAAAAGAAUUUGCUGAUCAAGCAGUUAGUAAGUGUUCAGUACCGGCAUUUAAUCCUACGUUACGUGCAGCACAAGAAGAAAUAAACAAAAUGUUAACAGCAGCUCGAAAAGACAAUGAUUUUGUUUAUCAUGAAAGAAUACCAGAUCAUCGAACAUUAGAUACAAUUCUAGCUCAGCAAAUCGCUAAGCCACUUCCUGUCCAAUUUCCAUUGACAACGGAUUUUAGAGAUUUAUUUGCAUCACUUGUACCAAUUGCAUUGAAUAAUGCUUUACAAACAUUCAGUUCAAAACGUGUUGAAAUAAUGAAUAUAGAAGUAAAUCGUUUACGUGAAGCAACAAAUGUUCUUAAUUCAUUCUUGGCUUCAUUAAAUUUACCAGCAGCUAUUGAAGAUAGCGGUGGUCGACAAGUUCCAGCAUCUGUACUCGAGAAAUCAAACGAUGUCAAACGACAAGGCGGAAUUAAUAUGCUAGAUAAAAUGAUUAAUGAAUUGCCGCAAUUAUUAACAAGAAAUAAAGAAAUACUUGAUGAAACUGUUCGAAUGUUAGAUGAAGAAGAACGUAGUGAUUCAGAUUUAAGAAAUCAAUUUAAAGAACGUUGGACACGUACGACAUCCCACAGUUUAACUGUUCCAUUACGUGAAGAAGCUAAAAAAUAUUUGGAAAUUAUUGAUAAUGCUAUCAAAGCCGAUAAAGUUGUCCAAGAAAAAUUUCGAAUGAAUCGUGAUUGCAUUGUUUUGUUAAGUAAACAAACGCAUGAAAUAGCUGAUGAAUUACCGUCGGCAUCGGCAGCUGGCGCAUUAAAAGAUUCGUUUGUUGUGCGGGAAUUACGUCGUCUAAUGGAAGAAGUUAGUGGUACUAAAGCUGCACGUGAAGUAAUUGAAUCAGAAUUAAAAAAUACCGAUUCUGAUAGUGUUCGUGCUCGAUUAGUAGCUGCUUUUCAACAUGGUCAACAAGAUGAAAAUAGUGUCGUUGUUAAUGAAAUUGAAUCUAUUUAUGCACCAUUGAAACAGCAAGUAAAUGAAAGUUUAUCGAAACAAGAAAACUUAGUGGAAAAUGUUCGUCGAGCAAAUCAACAAUUUCAAAAUGAAAAACAGGGAAAUGAAACAUCACAAUUACGAGAAGAAAUGUUAAAAAAUUUAGCUCGGGCCUAUGAUGCCUAUCAAGAAUUAUUGAACAAUUUAAAAGAAGGAACAAAAUUUUACAACGAUUUAACACCGUUAUUAUUGAAAUUUCAAAAUAAAGUAUCUGAUUUUGUAUUUGCACGUAAGACGGAAAAAGAUGAUUUAAUGAAAGAUAUUCAAAAGAAUAUUGUUGGUGGUGGCAGUAGCACAACGAAUUCAACUACGACAGCGUGUUUAACUGUAAAACAACUAUCUCAUCAAAUUUAUUCUUUUACAGCGCCUAUACCACACCAGCAACAGCCGUCAGCACCACCGAUCGGACAACAACCACCCACAGAUGGUGCAAAUCUUCCUUACCCAAAUCCAUAUAUGCAACCUUUUUUUCCAAUGCCACCCGGGUAUAAUCCGUAUCAAUUUUUUAAUAUGGGAGGAGCUGCACCACCUUAUCCGAUGGCAACACCGCAAUAUCCACAACAAGGCUUUGGCGUUGAAAAACCACAAUCAGCCAAUGUUAAAAAAAAAUGA